Molecule: messenger RNA, 1780 nt
Organism: Frieseomelitta varia
Lineage: Eukaryota; Metazoa; Arthropoda; Insecta; Hymenoptera; Apidae
Product: cytochrome P450 9e2-like
Exons: 3
Coding region: 174-1736 (520 amino acids)
Molecular function (GO): monooxygenase activity; oxidoreductase activity, acting on paired donors, with incorporation or reduction of molecular oxygen; iron ion binding
Source: RefSeq, a predicted model, not a curated record
AGAGUUGGAAGACAUUGAGACGUUCCUGCAUAUCGAAAACAUAGUUCCCCUGUGUAAAACUGGUUUUCAUCGAGUGGCGACUCUCGUACAGUUAGUUUGCUUGAUUAGCUCUCAGAGUGAGCAUCGUCACGUUAUUACAGUCACUCGCCGCUGCGCUCCGUGGAUACACCACGAUGGACUACCUAUCGAUCGUUUUGUCGCUGGUGACGGUGUUCGUUGCUUUCUAUUACUUUACCACGAGGAAUCACAAUUUGUUCAAGAAGCAUGGAAUCGUGCACGUUCCACCGACGCCGUUGUUUGGAAACAUGGGAUCGUUCGCCAGACGACAGAUCACCAUGCUGGAUUUGAUUGUCAAGACUUAUCAAUUGGAUCCCAAAGCGAAAUACAUCGGUUUCUACGAAUUUCUCACGCCGAUAAUAGUAUUACGCGAUUUGGAUCUGAUCAAGGCCGUCACUAUGAAGAACCUCGAACAAUUUUCAGAUCACCGUCCGCUGGUGAACAGAAAAGUGGAUCCCAUGCUAGGAGGAGCGCUAUUCAUGCUGAACGGUGACCAGUGGAAGGAUCACAGGAACAUGUUGUCGCCGAGCUUCACCUCCAGCAAGAUAAAAACAAUGUUCAAACUAAUGUCGGAAUGCGCGAGCCGAUUUGCUGAGCAUUUGUCGAAUCUGCCAGAGGAGCAACGUGAAACAGAGAUGAAGAGUCUGUUGACGAAAUACACGAACGACGUGAUCGCCAGCUGUGUCUAUAACGUGUCCAUCGAUUCUGUCAAGGAACCGAACAACGUGUUCUACGUGUACGGUAGAAUAAGCACAACGAUGGCAACGUUCAAGAGGUCCCUGUUGUUCUUGGUACACAGGAACGCUCCGUGGUUAGCAGAGCUACUGCAACUCAAGGUCGUGGAUAGUCACAUUGCCAAAUUUUUCUACGACCAAGUGGCAGAGACAGUGGAGACUAGGCAACGGACCGGUACUCGCAGGUCCGACAUUCUGCAGCUCUUCAUGGACAGUAACAAAAAAAGAGAGUCGGGGAAAGAGAUGACCGUGCAAGAUAUGGCGAAUCACGCGUUCAGCUUCUUCUUCGGCGGUUUCGACACCGUCGCGUCGCAAACCUGCAUAGUGGCGCACCUGUUGGCCGAGAAUCCGGACGUUCAGGAAAGGGUACAGCAGGAGAUCGACGAGACGUUGGAAAAUAACAAUGGAGAGCUGACUUACGAAGCGAUGCACGGGAUGAAGUAUCUGGACGCGGUGAUCAAUGAAACUUUACGACUUUAUCCGAUCGCCUUAUUCAUAGACAGGUUGUGCGUCAAAGAUUUCGAAUUACCGCCAGCGCGACCCGGCGACAAACCGUUUACCGUCAAGGCGGGGAUGAACAUCUGGGUUCCCGUGAUUGCGAUCCACCAAGACUCGAAGUACUACGAGAAUCCUUUGAAAUUUGAUCCGGGUAGAUUUUACGAAAACAACAAGACUAUCACCAAUUCGGGUGUGUACAUGCCGUUCGGUCUUGGGCCGAGGAUGUGCAUCGGCAAUCGAUUCGCGCUAACGGAGAUAAAAGUGCUGCUCUGUCACGUUCUUGCCAAGUGCAGCAUCAAGCUCGCACCAAGAACGAUCACCCCGUUGCAGUUCGAGAAAGGCGUGUUUAACGUCACCGGGAAAAACGGAUUCUGGUUGGCCAUCGAGCCGAGGAAAAGUUCUUAUUGUUUCUCCACCGUUUCCGCCAGCGCUGUUUCUUGCAGUUGAACAUGAAAUGAAAAUAUAAAAAACAUAAUAUUUAAAAUCAGAAU